Molecule: messenger RNA, 1064 nt
Organism: Aspergillus alliaceus
Lineage: Eukaryota; Fungi; Ascomycota; Eurotiomycetes; Eurotiales; Aspergillaceae
Product: DUF3129 domain-containing protein
Exons: 5
Coding region: 111-992 (293 amino acids)
Source: RefSeq, a predicted model, not a curated record
AAGCCAUCAUGAACCCAGUCAUGGUUAAUCUGGAACAACAAACAGCUUCAUCUUUCUCCGUCUCCAGAAAACCUUGAAAACCUUGACUUCUCCUCUAAUCCACAUCCAAGAUGUUGUUCGGAAAGUACCUCGCCCUGACAGGACUGGCUGUGAGCCAGGCUUCGGCCCAUGGUCUCAUCACCCGUAUCAAGGGUGCCAACGGUGUUGACAUGCCUGGGUUGACGAUCCAGGAUGGAAUGCCCCGCGAUUGCCCAUCUGCUGCAUGCGGUGCCCAGAAGGACACCGCUAUCAUCCGAGAUGCGGAGUUCGGGUCUGUCAAGGCUUCUGCUCUCGGUCGUACACUUGGCGGUGGUCCUGUGAACGCAGCUACGGUGAUUAAUAAGUUCAUGGGCGGAGGAGCGCAGAAGCGCACUUCUAUCACUGAUAGACGUCGUCAGGUGAUCAACGAUGCCGCAAGUGUCGUUACCAACGCCGGUGGUACUAUCCUCAAUGGUAUCCAGGACCUCGCGGACGCCACACCAUUUGGUGGAGCUAUUAAGAGUGCACAAUCCGCAGUUGAUGAUGCUAUGGCUAUCCUCCCGGGAACCGCGUCUGGUGCCGUGACCGGCAACGGUGUCAAGGAGAACGGUCUCCAGCUCUAUGCUGGAAAGGGCGCGAGCACCGGUCUUCCCACUGCUUCCGCAGAUGGUACCGUCACCGUGAUCUACCACCAGGUUAACCAAGACGGCGCCGGGCCCCUCACUGCUGAGAUCGACCCCUCCAGUGGAGGCACCGACCCUAAGGCCUUCAAGAGUGCUCGUGUCACCCAGAACAUCCCCGGUGUUGCCGGCUUCUCCACCUCUAGCACAAUGGACUAUGCCGUCAAGGUCCAGGUUCCCCAGGGAAUGAAGUGCACCGCGACCGUUGGAAAUGCCAAAAAUGUCUGCAUCCUCCGUCUUAGGAACACUGCCAUCAGUGGACCUUUCGGUGGAUCUGCUGCCUUUACCCAGUAGAAGGGUUGAAGUGUUUAGUACCUAAUAAGUGGUAUCUUGGAUUUUGCCUGAUCGUUGCGUUUUAAGCUGAGA